Suillus subaureus is the source of this 561-nucleotide messenger RNA. RefSeq lists its product as uncharacterized. Bases 1 to 561 code for a protein of 186 amino acids. The record is from RefSeq and is a predicted model, not a curated record. The transcript has 2 exons. Lineage: Eukaryota; Fungi; Basidiomycota; Agaricomycetes; Boletales; Suillaceae.
AUGAAAGAGGGUCAUUUGAAGGCUGUCAAACUGUUUAAGAAGCGCAAUGAUGGACAGGAUCCUUCCCCACUCAUGGAGACUGACUUCAUGUCAGAGGAACUCUCACAGUUGGACAUGGAUGAUGAUGUAAAGAGGAGCAUGCAUCGCACAGAGCUCGAAAAGGCAGCACAGUUAAACACUGCUGAUGCGAAAGAUGGUGUUGCAAUUUGGGAGUUUAACUCUGUCAUGGACAAACUUGAUCAGAUAUGGGCCAAGCAGUGGAAGAAAGCAGGAAACAAAGUGACUCGUACCAGAUGCAUCAACCUCAACAACAAGAAUACAGCACCCCCUCAGCAGCCCAUCUUCCCUUUCAUGCUCAACAUGGACUGGUACAAGGCCUAUGUCAACAAUAACCCUGGCAUGAAAGUGGUCAUACUCAAGAAAGAUCCCAUUGGGUUUGACCUAGUAGAUGAGCUGAAUGAGACAGCUGAUGACCAAGGAGCAAAAACCACAGACACAAUGGAUGUGAAUGGUGACAGCACUGAUGGGGAAGAUGAAACUGCUGAGGAUGCACGGCUCUAG